AUGCCUCCAAAGCGUUCAGCCAAGGUAGUUGUAUCUAAGAAAGUUGUUCAAGAAACCGUUCAGGUUUCCAUCCAGAAGAGAGCAAAGGAAGACACUGCCGAUAUCGAAGAACUACCCUUAAAGUCCAUUUCUAUUGAAGAAGGAGAAGAAGCAAAAAGGCACAAGACGGUUCAUCCAGGUAUGGCCAUAUCGUCCAAGGCAAUGACUCUCAUCAACAAUUAUAUGGCCGACAUGUUUGAGAGGAUUGCAAACGAGGCCACUACGCUUUCUAAGUAUAAUAAACGGACGACAAUGUCGUCCAGGGAGAUUCAGGGAGCAGUGAAGCUGCUUUUGCCAGGUGAUCUUGGGAAGCAUGCCAUUGCUGAAGGGAACAAGGCGGUAACUAAUCAUAUGUCUAGUGAUCAUUAA
Messenger RNA from Mangifera indica (mango), 408 nucleotides. RefSeq names its product late histone H2B.L4-like. Bases 1 to 408 code for a protein of 135 amino acids. Gene Ontology annotation, biological process: nucleosome assembly. Gene Ontology annotation, cellular component: nucleosome. Gene Ontology annotation, molecular function: DNA binding; protein heterodimerization activity; structural constituent of chromatin. The record is from RefSeq and is a predicted model, not a curated record. NCBI's taxonomy places the organism in Eukaryota, Viridiplantae, Streptophyta, Magnoliopsida, Sapindales, Anacardiaceae. The transcript is spliced from 2 exons.